Messenger RNA from Drosophila elegans, 1098 nucleotides. RefSeq names its product heme oxygenase (gene Ho). Gene Ontology annotation, molecular function: heme oxygenase (decyclizing) activity. The record is from RefSeq and is a predicted model, not a curated record. The transcript is spliced from 3 exons. Lineage: Eukaryota; Metazoa; Arthropoda; Insecta; Diptera; Drosophilidae. Gene Ontology annotation, biological process: heme oxidation. The coding region runs from base 102 to 992 and encodes 296 amino acids.
AGUUCAAAACAAAGACGGCGUAUUAUUUUGCAAGUAUCACGUAGUGAUAUCUAUGCCUUAGAUUUUGCUUAUUAAUUGUUAAAGUACUGCGCAUAAGCAAAAUGUCAACGACCGAGGAAGCAACAGUGGAUAACCAGGCUGCAGAGAACGUGGAAGAUGUGGAGUUCGUGGACAUGGCGUUCACAAAGGAGUUGCGUAAAGCCACAAAAGACGUGCAUAAUCUUACCGAUGUGCUGGUUAAUGCAAAGUUCGCUCUUGCCCUUUCGGAUGACGAGGUGUGGUACGAUGGCCUUUUGGCCUUCUAUGAGCUAUACAAAUUCUUCGAGACCCAUUUGCCGGAGCGCCUGCUGCCCAAGGAAUUCUACAGGACGGCUGCAUUCGAGCGGGAUUUCGACUAUUUCUACGGUUCCGGCUGGCGGGAUUCCUACGAACCGCGUCCGGCGGUCCAAAAGUAUCUGGAGCACCUGGAGAAGAUAACCGCCCAGAACGAGCUGCUGCUCUUUGCCUACUCCUACCAGAUGUACAUGGCCCUGAUGUCCGGCGGACAGAUGCUGCAGAAGAAGCGCAUGAUUGCACGCAAGCUCUGGAUAUUUUCCAAGAGCGACGACGAGGAGCAACAGAAACAGGCGGACAAGGAGGCCGAGGUGGCCACCGCCAGGGCUGCCGAUGCUGCUCUGAAUAAGGACGACUUGCAGGCCAGGCCAAUGCCCGCCCAAGUCACCAUUUGUCCCCCUGGCUGUGAAGCAACCUACUUUCCCGAAAAGAUCUCUGUUUUAAAGGCCAAGCUCAGGCGCGUUUUCAACAAUCACUACGGAGCUUUUGACGACGAUCUGCGUGCUGCUUUCAUCGAAGAGAGUCGCAACGUAUUCCGCUUGAAUAUUGAAGUAGUGCGGACAAUUAAGGGCGUAAAUCGUGCCAAUCUAAGGAAGCUGGCUCUGGCUGUGAUCUUCGUUUCUGGUAUUGUUUUGGCCGUAAAGUUCGCAUUGAAGUAAGACACUUUGGGAGGAAAUAGUGUUAGCUUCCUCUGUUAGGUUAGAAUUGUGAUCACACAUUUACUUAUUCGUUUGUUAUAACAGUAAAUACUCCGAUAUAAAGGUG